Messenger RNA from Polychytrium aggregatum, 4219 nucleotides. Its product is annotated as WD40-repeat-containing domain protein. The transcript has 4 exons. The coding region runs from base 262 to 4095 and encodes 1277 amino acids. Gene Ontology annotation, molecular function: protein binding. The record is from RefSeq and is a predicted model, not a curated record. Lineage: Eukaryota; Fungi; Chytridiomycota; Chytridiomycetes; Polychytriales. Gene Ontology annotation, biological process: signal transduction.
CAUCCAUCGACCCCGUCGGUUCAUCCCCCUGUCCAUCUGCCCGCCGCUGCACCCCUCGACCCGCCAUGGCUGCCCCGAGCGUAUCCAGGCGGCCUGUUAUCGCCGAAUACGAGGGGCUCAAGUACAUCUUCGACAUUGACUUCGAGCACCCUCUGACCAGUCUCAAGCAGCAGAUAUCCGAGCAUCUGGAUGUGCCCAACCCCGAGCGUAUCGUUGCAAAAUACGACGAGCCCGAUAUCGGCCUAGUUAUCUUGGCCAGCGAUGUGGCAUUCCAAGAGCUCAUGGCUGAAGCCAAUACAAGGGGCAAAAAAGCACUCGUCCAGCUCGCCUCGAAGCCCUCGCCUCCCAAAGCCUCUGAAGCCGCUCCCGUCCCCGUGCUUGGGUCUGUGCCUGAAGGCCCGUCCAUCAAAUCAGCCGUGCUCUCGCCGGCGCUCGGGCGGACAGCCUCUAAGGCCUCUGCGAAGUUCAAGCCGGACGAGAGCUUUGACGUCAUGCUCUCCUACCAGUGGGUGGGACUCGCAGGAGGUUGUUCGUCAAAUCUUCCUUGGCCUGAUGAGCCGCGGCAUCAAAGUCUGGAUGGAUCUGGAUCAGAUGUCGGGCGAUAUCUACGAAAAGAUGGCCAAUGCCAUCCUCAACAGCAGGGUUGUUGUGCCAGUGCUCACUCUCAAGUACCAGGCAUCCGCAAACUGCAAAAUCGAGCUCAACUAUGCACAGGAUCUGCGAAAGCAUCUCGUCCCUGUCCGUCUGCUGGGCAAGCAGGACCAGCCUCGUGGCCAAGCCUUUGCCAUCACCGCUGGCAAAAUCUACGUAGACUUUUCGAGCAUCGUGCCUGGAUCGACUGACUGGAACGAGAAGAUCGAGGCCCUGGUCACCGAGAUUCAGCAUGGCACCGCCGACGAGGACGAAGGUAGCGAUGAUGACGCAGACCCGCCUCCGCCGUAUACUGUAGCCGACGCGAUUCAGUCGUGGCUGCAGCCUGUCGACUUUAGCGCCGACAUGGCUUCCUACCAGCGAGAAUACGUCUCGGGCACGCGCCUCUGGGCCCGAGACCACAUCCACAACUGGCUGAAGGAGACGGAUCAAGACUCGACCCGGGUGCUAUGGCUCAACGGCGGUGCGGGUGUCGGCAAAUCCAUGAUUGCAUGGCUCGCCAGCCAGGAGCUGCCCCAGAACUGCGUCUUGGGCUCGAUCUUCUUUUGCCGACACAACGACCAGAGCAAGAACAACGCCUCGAGGCUCGUCUCAACCAUCGCUUACGACCUGUCCGGAAAGUUCCCCGAGUUCCGCGAGCACAUCGAAGCCUGCUACCAGACAGAUAAAGCCGGUAUAGAACUCGGACAGCACAGCUUGCUUGAGCAGCCGGCGAACGCAUUCCGUACUCUCAUUGUGGACGGCCUCAAGAAGCUGACGUGGCAAAACACCACCAUCCUGCUGGUCAUCGACGCCCUUGACGAGUGCGGGCGCCAAGGCGACGCCGACCGUGAGGGAUUGCUCAGCGUCCUCAAGACCGACUGUGCCCAACUGCCUCCGAGCAUCAAGAUAUUCACUACCGCCCGGCCCGAAGCCGACAUCUGGGAAACCCUGCACAGCCUUGACUCGGGCGUACUCAAGCCGACAGACUCGCGCAAUAUCGACGACAUUGAAUUGUUUGUGCAGGAUCGGCUCAGGCGCAUCCCCACGCUCAGCCCGGUCUUCGAAUCAGAGCUGUCGGAAGUCAGCGUCUCUGAGCUGCAGCGCUGCACGGCCAAGCUGGUCGAGCGAUCAGAGGGUGUAUUCGUCUACUCGCGAAUCGCCUGCGAAGAGCUUUCGCUCAGACAGCCGCAUACGCUCGAAGAGCUCGAGGGUAUGGUCGACCUCCUGGCACCCGGCAGAGACGAAAUGUACGACCGUAUCAUGCGCACGGCCUUCGAAGGCGCCGGCUUGGGCACGGUCGAGCAUUUCCAGCUCGUCAUGGGCACGAUUCUGGCGCUGCGCGAGCCACUGAGCCAGGCUGCGCUCUCGAGUUUGAUUGGAGUACCAGAGUCAAGCAUUGCAAGCACCAUCCUGCGCCUCCGACCGGUCCUGAACAUCGAGAGCGGACUCAUCACGGUCCUCCACAAGAGCCUGAAGGACUAUCUGACCUCCAGAGAGCGAUGCCUCGAUCCGCGCUUCUAUAUCGACACCCAGUCCUUCGAGCACAUGCUGUUCAAUCGAAGUGUCGACAUUCUGUCGUUAGAGCUCAAGGAGAAUCUCUUUGAGCUCGAAGAUCCCCUCAUCACCUUCGGCCGGUACUCUGCCACCAAAAUGUCGGCACAUCUCUCGUAUGCUGUCCGCUUCUGGGGCUUGCACCUGGCAGGCUCGCCACGCCGCGAUCCAGGCCAGAGCUUCAAGGCGUUCUGCAACAGACACUUGCUGCAUUGGCUCGAGGCAAUGAUCCUCCUCGGCAGAUACCCCGAUAUCUCCCGCAACAUUGCCCUCGUGCUCGACUAUCUGAACUCUCUCACCGAGAAGCCUGUGGUAGAAACGGAGUUGCUCCAGGACGCCAAGCGUCUGGUGGAGCGAUUCCGCAUCCCCAUCACCAAGAACCCGCUGCAGAUCUACUACAGCGCCUUGUCGUUCAGCCCGACUUUGUCGCCGAUCUACCAAACCUACUAUCAACCCGAGCGAAGACCAAGGGUUCUUCUGGGUGCGGACCGAUCGUGGGGCUCGCUACUGACGACAUUUGAAGGCCACACCCGUCAGAUCUAUGGAGUCGCCAUAUCGACUGACAAUCGGCUCAUCGCCACUGCCUCGUGGGACUUGAGCAUCCGGCUCUGGCUCACCGAGACCGGCGAGUGCGUCAAGACUCUGGAGGGCCACUCGGGCUUUAUCUACUGCGUCGCGUUUUCCUCAGACACUGAGACGCUUUAUUCGUGCGCCGAGGACAUGACGAUCAUGAUCUGGUCGGUUCGAACGGGGAAGGCUAUCCGAUCUCUGGCAGGCCACACCGGGCCGGUGAGGUCGCUCGCCCUCAGCGAGAAGAAGGAUCUGCUUGUCAGUGGAUCCAAGGACGGCACCAUCAAGGUCUGGUCUGCAAGCACCUACGAAUGCAUUCGGACACUCACCGGCCACGAAAGCAUGGUUUCGUCGCUCGUGAUUGCUGCCGACGGGACAACGGUUGUGUCUGGCUCAUGGGAUAGCACCAUCCGACUCUGGUCUGCGGAGACCGGCGAAUGCAUCCGCGUCAUCAAGAGCCAGACCGAGACUGUGAUCUCAGUCGAUGUGUCGCCCGAUGGGAAGCACAUUGCCUCUGUUGGGUCGAUGGACCCUGUUGCCCGAGUUUGGUCUGUGGAGACCGGAGAAUGCGUCAAGGUUCUCGAGGGCCAUGCCGGCGGAGGAACCUACGCCACCUUCUCGUCUGACGCUGCACGGCUGGCGAUCGGCUGCGAAGACGGGUCGAUUCACAUGUGGUCCGCGGGCAGUUAUGAGUACUCGCACACUCUGACUGGACACGGCAGCCCUGUCAAGUGCCUGGCGUACUCCCAGGACGGGUCGCUGUUGCUCUCGGGCUCGUGGGACUCCAAGGCCAAGCUCUGGAGCAUGCAGGUCGACGCCGAGGAUACCGACAGCAGCCACAAGAGCUUUGUGUCGGCAAUGGCGUUCGCGCCCGACGCCCAGCUCAUUGCCACGGGCUCCCGAGACAAGACCAUCAAGCUUUGGUCGCUCAAAACGGGCCAGUGCGUCGCCACGCUGGAGGGACACGGACGACCGAUUGCGGCGCUGGCCUUUUCAAAGUCGGGUCAGUAUCUCCGGUCGCGCGACUACGAUGCCGUAACCAAGUACUGGGAUGUGGCUGAGGCCCUGGCUCCGAAGAAGCCCGCGGCCGGGUCCCCCUGGAUGAGUCGGCUGCUGUCGCUGCCGAUUCUGGGAUCGAUCAAGAGCCAAGCCGAGAGGGCAUUUGUGGAGUACGAGGCGCCGCUGCUGCCCAAGUGCCUUGUGGACAAGCUGGGCUGGUACAUCCGCGACGAUAAGCCGCUGUUUUGGGUUCCAAGCGAGUUCCGUGUCUCGUCUGCGUCGUCGCUCGGCUUGGUGAUCUUUGCGACUCGCAGUGGACGCUGUCUCGUUGUCGAGUUGUAGAAACAGCUGGGCAACCCGAUGGGCCCAGGGCACGACCAUAGCUAUUUCUCCUCUUCCUCCUCCGUUGUACUCUAUCCUGCGUGUGUUCCGAAUCCAGACAAUGAAAGCAACCAAUCGUCACAAG